Molecule: messenger RNA, 1056 nt
Organism: Colletotrichum godetiae
Lineage: Eukaryota; Fungi; Ascomycota; Sordariomycetes; Glomerellales; Glomerellaceae
Product: HemK family methyltransferase
Exons: 1
Coding region: 1-1056 (351 amino acids)
Biological process (GO): protein methylation
Cellular component (GO): mitochondrion
Molecular function (GO): nucleic acid binding; protein methyltransferase activity
Source: RefSeq, a predicted model, not a curated record
AUGCCUCGCCUACCGCCCUGCCUUUUUCGCCGCGCCCACGCCAUCUCCCCCUACGCCGCCGUCCUCCUGCCGGCAUGCCGCGAUAUACCCUCCGCGGUGACCGAGCUCCACUGGAUCAGGUCGCACGUCGCGAGCAGCGGUAGGCAGUUGCCUUCAAAGGUGCUGCUACCGGCGCACGAUGACCAAGAAGCCCGCGUCGCACGCCUCUGCGCAAAACGCGGCCGCGGCGUGCCGCUGCAGUACGUUCUCGGCUCCCAGCCCUUUGGAGCCCUCGAUAUCAAGUGCCGGCCCGGCGUGCUCGCCCCGCGCGCAGAGACGGAGGCGUACGCGCUGCACCUGGCCGAUAUGAUCUCGCUUGGCCAGCUGCCGGGUUUUGAGAGCAGAGACCUGCGAAUCGUUGACUUUUGCACGGGCACUGGGUGUAUCGCGCUCGCUCUGUAUGAGCGUCUUACACGAUGGGCCAAGAAGCUCAGCAUCACGGGCGUCGAUGUCUCGCCCAUCGCCGUCAACCUCUCGCGGGAAAACCUGCGGCACAACCUGGCUGCGAAGUCACUCAUAUCGCCAUCUCCCGAUAACGAGGUGUCCUUCCAGAAAGCAGACGUCUUUCAGGAGGCUGAUAUGCAGUCACUUCAUCAAUGUGACGUGUUGGUGUCAAACCCGCCGUACAUAUCACGCAAAGUUUGGACCUAUGGCCAAGGCCAGAUGGGCUAUUCGGUGCGAAAGUACGAGCCGAAGCUCGCGCUUGUGCCAGGGGAGACGUCACCCACGUAUGAAUGGUGUGAUCAUGCCGAUGUCUUUUACGCUAGACUGCUCGACAUUGGGAGCCAACUACGCCCGCGAGUCUUACUAUUCGAGGUGGGAGACGAGGAACAGGCUCUCAGGGUCGUGAAGCUCGUCAGACGCAACGAUUCUACGAGACAUGCUUCGUGCGAACUCUGGAGGGACUGGCCAGACUUGUCGUCCGAAGAGCAUGAAGUGAAAUCAUUUGAUGUCGAUGGGGAGAUGAUUACCGUCAAGGGCAGCGGGAAUGUUCGAUCAGUCUUGAUUCGUCCAUGA